This is a messenger RNA of Suncus etruscus (white-toothed pygmy shrew), 1125 nucleotides long. It is a transcript of the gene F2RL1, whose product is annotated as F2R like trypsin receptor 1. Lineage: Eukaryota; Metazoa; Chordata; Mammalia; Eulipotyphla; Soricidae. Gene Ontology annotation, cellular component: membrane. Gene Ontology annotation, biological process: blood coagulation; thrombin-activated receptor signaling pathway; positive regulation of Rho protein signal transduction. The annotation marks the transcript as partial. The transcript has a single exon. Gene Ontology annotation, molecular function: thrombin-activated receptor activity. The record is from RefSeq and is a predicted model, not a curated record.
UUAGGUUCAGGAUCCAAUAAAACAAGCUCUAAAGGCAGAAGUCUCAUCGGUAGGAUUGAUAGCUCAUCUAAGGUCGCAAAGAAUGGAGCUACGGUGGAACCAAUGUUUUCUGUAGAUGACUUUUCUGAGUCUGUUCUUACUGGAAAACUGACUACUGUCUUUCUUCCCAUCAUCUACACAAUUGUAUUUGUGAUCGGCCUGCCAAGCAAUGCCAUGGCACUGUGGGUCUUCCUUUUCCGAUCGAAGAAGAAACACCCGGCUGUGAUUUACAUGGCCAAUCUGGCCCUGGCUGACCUCCUCUCUGUUGUCUGGUUCCCACUGAAGAUAGCCUAUCACAUACACGGCAACAACUGGAUAUAUGGAGAGGCACUUUGCAAGGUUCUCAUUGGUUUUUUCUAUGGCAAUAUGUACUGUUCUAUUCUCUUUAUGACCUGCCUUAGUGUACAGAGGUAUUGGGUCAUUGUAAACCCCAUGGUACAUCCCAUAAAGAAGGCGAACUUUGCCAUUGGUGUCUCCCUGGGAAUAUGGCUGCUAAUUCUGCUGGUGACCAUCCCCUUGUACGUUGUGAAGCAGACCAUCUUCAUUCCGGCUCUCAACAUCACCACCUGCCAUGAUGUUUUGCCUCAGGAGGUGUUGGUGGGGGACAUGUUCAAUUACUUCCUCUCUCUGGCCAUUGGAGUCUUCUUGUUUCCAGCCUUCCUCACAGCCUCUGCUUAUGUGUUGAUGAUCAGAACCCUCCGAUCUUCAGCCAUGGAUGAAAAUUCGGAGAAGAGGAGGAAGCGAGCCAUUAAACUCAUUGUCACAGUCCUGGCCAUGUACUUGAUCUGUUUCACUCCUAGUAACCUUCUUCUUGUGGUGCAUUAUUUCCUGAUUAAAAACAGGGGCCAGAGUCACGUCUAUGCCCUGUACAUCACGGCCCUCUGCCUCUCCACCCUGAAUAGCUGCAUCGAUCCCUUUGUCUAUUAUUUUGUUUCCAAAGACUUCAGGGAUCAUGCAAAGAAUGCUCUUCUUUGUCGAAGCGUCCGAACGGUGAAUCGGAUGCAAGUGUCCCUCACGUCCAAGAAAUUUUCAAGGAAGUCAAGCUCUUACUCUUCAAGUUCAACCAGCGUUAAAACAUCCUAUUGA